Neoarthrinium moseri is the source of this 498-nucleotide messenger RNA. RefSeq lists its product as uncharacterized. The record is from RefSeq and is a predicted model, not a curated record. The transcript has a single exon. Lineage: Eukaryota; Fungi; Ascomycota; Sordariomycetes; Amphisphaeriales; Apiosporaceae. The coding region runs from base 1 to 498 and encodes 165 amino acids.
AUGCUAUCCAAUCCCGUCCAACCGCGAAAGCCAUCUCUUCCAUCUCAGGACCAGGACGAGCCCACCGCAACCGCUACACCAUCACCCAGGCAAACCAGCACCCCGGCGACCAGACACAGGCUUACUCUGAAUCCUCACCCAUCAUCACCAAGCACGAGCAUUGUCUACGACCCGGGCCGAGCCACUCGACACCCGAUCGAUUGCGGCCUCUUCCCCCGUGCCCCCGUUCCCCCGUCGCGAUACCCUGUUCCAGUGACGCCCGAGCUUUGGCCUGAACCGGGGCGGGCUCGAUCGACCACGAACCAGUCCAAGAACCACCUGGCCUCGCACACCGACGAUCGAAGCAGGCAUACAGCGCUCCCACCCCCCUCGCGAGAAGACGCUCCGGCGCUUCCCCAUGCCGACCGAUCCCAGGAUUCUCUCCCGUCUGGUACAUACAAGCAGGAUAAAAUCGGAGCAGCGUACACGUACAUGAGAUACAUGAGAUACAUGAGAUAA